Rosa rugosa (rugosa rose) is the source of this 6225-nucleotide messenger RNA. RefSeq names its product putative disease resistance protein RGA3. Gene Ontology annotation, biological process: defense response to other organism. The record is from RefSeq and is a predicted model, not a curated record. NCBI's taxonomy places the organism in Eukaryota, Viridiplantae, Streptophyta, Magnoliopsida, Rosales, Rosaceae. Gene Ontology annotation, molecular function: ADP binding; protein binding. The transcript is spliced from 9 exons. Bases 211 to 4662 code for a protein of 1483 amino acids.
UUGCCCCAUGUGUGGGAGAAGAUAAUCGAAAGAUAAUGUAAUAUAUCCUCUGUUAUUAUCAAAAUCUCAAAAGUUAUAUUCUCUCUAUACAAAAGAGAACCAUAAUUUCUAUGAGAGGAAAACUUUGCAAGCCUACUUUAUUCCAUCUCUCUCUUUACUAAUUGAUUGAAGCACUACACUGCUGUUUGUUCCGAGUUUGUGAGGAGGAAGAUGGCAGCUGAAUUUCUGCUCACUUUCGCUGCUGAGGGAAUUCUGACCAAGGUGUCUUCACUUGCCUCUCAAGAACUCACUCUUGCAUGGGGGUUCAAGGCCGAACUGAAGAAGCUCGGGAAUUCCUUAUCCAUCAUUCAAGAUUUCUUACACGGGGCUGCCGAUCAGAAACCACAAGAUCAUCAGGGCAAGGCAGUAGAGGAGUGGGUCAAGAAACUGAAAGACAUAGCUCACGAGGCAGAUGAUGUUUUGGAUGAUUUCAACUAUGAAGUUCUCCGGCGCAAAGUGGAACUGCAAAACCACAUGAAGAGAAAGGUACUCAACUUCCUUUCUGCCUCUAAUCCCCUUUUGUUUCGUCUCAAAAUGGCGCAUAAGAUUAAGAAGAUCAAUGACUCUUUGGUGGAGCUUAAGAAUGAGGCAGCUUUCAUCAACUUGGUUGCAAAAAGAAGAGAUUCAAGCCCUGGAGGGGAACAGCUGGAUCGAGAUCAAACGGACCCAUUUUUUGAGAAGGAUGAAAAGGUUGUUGGUAGGGAGGAUGUUGUGUCAAAAAUAGUUGAGAGCUUGACCAACUCCAACAAUCCGCAGGAUCUUUCGGUUAUGGCCAUUGUUGGAAUGGCUGGACUGGGAAAGACGACUUUGGCUAAAUCAGUGUACAAUGAACCUGCCAUAGAUACACACUUCCAUAAGAAAAUAUGGGUGUGCGUAUCUAAUACUUUUGAUGUCGAUGUGAUUUUAAGCCAGAUGUUAGAAUCUCUAACGAGGCAUAUUGCAGGAAUGAAAAAUCGAAGUCCAUUGAUUGAUUCUCUUAAAGAUGAGUUGACAGGGAAGAAAUAUGUUCUUAUACUAGAUGAUGUAUGGAGCGAGCAUAGAUCAAAAUGGGAGAGUUUGAUGAGUUGUUUGUCAAAAUUGAAUUCUACUCCGGGAAGCAGCAUUAUCAUCACCACCCGCAGUGCCAAUGUGGCAUCAAUUGCUGAAACACUUCCCAGACCUAAACUAAGAAAUCUAUCAAAUGACGAAUGUUGGUCCAUUUUGAAGCAAAGAGCAUUGAAUUUGAAGGUGAAUGAUGUCAUUGAUGCAGAUCGAGAAAGAAUUGGGAGGGCGAUUGCUGAAAAGUGUGGAGGCAUACCCUUAGUGGCAAAGGUUUUGGGAAGCAUAAUGCGCUCUAAAACUAGUAGAGAUGAAUGGUUGGCAAUUCAAAAUAGUGAAAUAUGGGACCUACCUGAAGAAGAUGAUAGAAUCAUGUCGGUAUUGAAGUUGAGUUUUAAUAACUUGAAGACAUCACCUUUGAAGCAAUGUUUUGCAUAUUGCUCAAUGUUGAAGAAAGAUUUUGAAAUUGAAAGAGAUAAUUUGAUCCAACUUUGGAUGGCUCAGGGAUUGCUCCAGCCUUCAACUGAGAAAAAUCAUCAUGAAAUGGAGGAUACAGGCAAAAAAUAUUUUUAUACUCUAUUGAAAAACUCCUUAUUUCAAGAGGUAACUGAAGGUGGCACUAUUACCAAGUACACGAUGCACGAUCUUGUGCAUGAUCUUGCAGAAGAAGUAUCCAAAAGUGAAAGCUUGACACAAGAUUUGAAUGAUACAUGCGAGGUUCGACAUGUUGCACGUAUUCGGCCUUCAACACUAGAAAACAUGUCAGAAGUAACUGUUAGGAGAUUGCAAUCUCUAUUUUCGAAUGAUCAAGUCUCAGAUAUCAUUUUCUCCAAGUUCAGAGCAUUGCGCAUCUUAAAUUUACACAGGGCAAAUAUUCAAGAGUUGCCAAUUUCAUUUGGCAAGUUGAAGCACUUGAGAUAUCUAGACGUCUCAUAUUCAAGAAUCAAAGCACUUCCCAAGUCAAUUGGCAAGCUCUAUAACCUUCAAACAUUGAGAAUGCAGGAAACUGAUUAUCUCAAUGAGGUUCCAAGGGAAAUGCAAAACUUGAUCAACUUGAGGCAUCUUUAUUUUGACAAGACAAUGGAAUUUCCAGCCGGAUUAUUGCGGGGAUUAACUAAUCUCCGAACAUUGUCUUACUUUAAUGUGGGUAAGGAGAUGGGUGUUGGAAUUGAAGAAUUGGUUGACUUGAACCACUUGAAAGGUGAAUUAAUCAUUCGUAAUCUGGAAAAUAUAAGGGAUGAAGAAGAAGCGAAGAAGGCAAAAUUAGAGGACAAGAAAAAUGUACUGGAGCUAAGUUAUGUAUGGGCAAGAAGCAGAAGCAAUCCAGAAGGUUUGGAGAGUAGGCCGAGCAGCAACAUUAAUGACGAGAAUGUGCUAGAAGGACUCAAACCACAUACCAAGUUGGAGAGCUUGAGCAUUGAAAACUUCAUGGGUGAUAAAUUUCCUUCAUGGAUGAUGAGAAACCCUUUGCCUCUCAACAAUUUGAAGAAGGUCCUCCUUUUUGGCUGUAGCAAAUGCGAAGAACUCCCGAUACUAGGCCAUCUACCGGAUCUUGGACAUGUCGAGAUUUAUGAAAUGCAUAACCUAAAACGCUUGGGAAGUGAAUUUUAUGGUUAUAAUCCUCGUGUGGCUACCCGAGAGAAGGAGACAACGGUCUUAUUUCCAGCACUGAAAACAUUAAGCAUUGUAGGGUGCGAUGAGCUAACUGAAUGGAUGGAAGCACCCACAAGUAUGACAUCGUCAACAACAAGAAAAGUAGUGGUGUUCCCUUGCCUAGAGAAGUUGACUCUCGGGGGUUGUCCCUUAUUGAGAAAUGCUCCAAGUCAUUUCCCAUCUCUCAAGGAGUUGUCGAUAUGGGGCAUGGACAGCGAGAAGCCGAUGGCAAGUAUAUGCAAUGAAGUGAGCACUCUGACUUCUCUCGAUAUAGGAAACAUCAAGGGGCUUACUUCGCUGUCCUCGGAGAUGCUGAAGAAGAACAAGAAUCUCACAUCUUUGAAGAUCAGGAGUUGUGAUGAGAUGAUUCGUAUUGCUCCAAAUGUAUUUGGCUGCUGCGCAAAUCUUAGGGAGCUGACCAUUCAGUAUUGUAAGAAACUGGAGCAUCUAGCCGAGGGUCUAGACACGCUCCCUCUUCUCGAGAAGUUGACCAUAAGACAAUGUCCUACUCUAGAGUUCAUUCCGAUUGACCGCGACAUGGCAUCCCUCCGCGAAUUGGAGAUUAAGGAUUGUGAUGGAUUAUCUAGUAUUGGCCUACUCGAUCACUGCACCUCUCUACAGAAAUUGGAGAUAUACAGAUGUAGAAAUCUAACAUCCAUUCCAAUCUCACAGGGCCUUGCCUCUCUCCGCAGAUUGGAUAUUUGGAAGUGUGAUGGACUAUCUAGUAUCGGCAUACUCGAUCACUGCACCUCUCUACAGGAAUUGGAGAUAUGGGGAUGUGAAAAUCUAACAUCGAUUCCAAUCUCACAAGGCCUUGCAUCUCUCCGCAAAUUGGAUAUUCGGGAGUGUGGUGGGUUAACGGGCCUACCGUGCAGGAUUGAAAACUGUCCCUCGCUUCAGACGUUUUGUGUACUGGAAUGCCCCAAGCUAGUAUCCAUUUCAUUUUCUACGGAUUUGAAUCCACGACUCCAGGAGUUGUCUUUGGAUUGCAAUGGUCUACCAAAUCUUCCAGAUUUCCGCAGUUUCACUUCCCUCCGUGUAUUGAAUAUUUACAACUGUGGUGGAAUACCGAGCGGGAUUGAAAACUGCACCUCUCUUCAGGAAUUAAUGAUAUCCGGUUGCUCAAGUCUAGAGACCAUUUCGUUUACACGCGUCGUCCCAUCUCUCCGCAAAUUGAGUGUAAGCGAAUGCCCCAAGCUUGCAUCCAUUUCAUUUUCUACGGAUUUGAAUCCAUGUCUGAAGGAGUUGCGUAUAGAUGAUUGCAAUGGUCUUCAAUCCCUUCCAGAUCUCCGCAGUUUCACAUCCCUACUUGUAUUGGAGAUUGGAAAAUGUGCGGGGAUAGAAAGUCUGGUAUGUGGGUUUCAUAUCCCGGUGUCUCUGGAGGAGUUGCGGAUUUCUCAAUGCCAUAACCUAGAGAGUAUUCCAAGUUUAGAUGAAUGCACAUCCCUCCGUCAGUUAGGGGUUCGUGAUUGUGAGAAAUUGAAGUCUCUGUCAACAGGGCUGCGCUGCCUCGCUCGUCUGGAGGAAUUGGAUUUAGGUCCUUUUUGGGAGGAGCUCGACUCCUUCCCUGAUUUUCAAGCUCCAUCACAACAACUUGGCAGAUUAGCGUUGGGCGGGUGGCCUAAACUCAAGUCUCUUCCUCAACAAGUUCAACACUUCACUUCGCUGACAUGGUUGACUAUAAGAUCUUUCAAUGGAGUGGAGGCUUUACCAGAGUGGUUGGGCAACCUUGCAUCUCUCAAGCACCUGACUAUUUCGGAUUGUGAGAAUAUCAAGUAUCUACCUUCACUCAAAGCAAUGCAACGCCUCACCAAAUUAUAUAGUCUACAGAUUUAUAGGUGUCCACUUCUAAAGGAAAGAUGCACCGAAGACAGCGGCGAAGAAUGGCCCAAGAUUUGUCACAUUCCAAAUGUCUAUCUCCCUGAUGAUUGAAGCCAAGCAAUGCCUCAGCAAUGGCUUUCAUGUUUCAAGAGAAAGAUGUAGCAUUGGGAGUGCGCCUAUGUGGGAGCCUCUUGUUGUGCAAGUUAAAUCACUUCUCCUCUCUUAAAGCAGAGUAAGCUUUCAAACCAUGUCAUGUCAUAAAAAAUGCAGGUCUGGAUUGAAGCUAUGCAACGUCUCACUCGACUAGCUUGCACUAUUGGAUAUCUGGUUCCAAGUUUCAGGGGAUACAUGUGCCUUCAGAAGUGUUUGAUGUUCAGUUGCGCAUGAUUAUUUCCAUUCAAGUUCUAAGUGCAAGUACAACCAAGGAGUCAAAUCAUUGCUUUAUCCUCUGCUCAAAUGGAAGAACAAGUUGCACAACUGAUGUACACUAGGUGCAAACUGAGUUCAGGUAUCUGUUGGCUGUAUGAACAAACUUCUGUCACACUUCUCAUUUGUGCGCUCUCUUGGUGCUUCUCAUUGGAAAGCUCGAAUUAUAACAAAUGGCUGAAGAUUUCUCUCUAACCAGACAAACCUGGUGAUAUAUGUGCUGGAUUUACUAAUCAAGACAUUGCUUCUGAAGAAGUCAUUAUAACAUGCUCUAAAUGCCGAAUAGCUCAUGAACAUAUGUCAUUUGAUAAAAAAAUAUUCAGUUACUCGAUUGAAGCCAUGCAAUGCCUCAGCAAUUGCUUUCAUGUUUCAAGAGAAAGAUUUACCAUUGGGAGUGCGCCUGUGUGGGAGUCUCAUGUUGUGCAAGUUAAAUCACUUCUCCUCUCUUAAAGCAGAGUCUGGAUUGAAGCUAUGCAACGUCUCACUCAACUAGCUAGCACAAGUGGAUAACUAUAGUUCCAAGUUUUAGGGGUUACAUGUGCCUUGAGACGUGUUUGAAGUUGAAGUUGCAGUUGCACAUGAUUAUUCCCAUCCAAGUUCUAAGUACAAGUACAGCCAAUUAUUGAAAUCAUUGCUCUAUCCUAGGCCAAAUGGAAGAACAAGUUGCGCAACUGAAGUGCACUAUGUGAAAACUGAGUUCAGUUAUCUGCUGGCUGUAUGAACCGACUUCUGUCGCACCGCAUUUAUGUGCUUGCUUGGUGUUUCUUAUGGGAAAGCUCUAAUUAUAACGAAUGGAGGCCAUAAGCUUGACAGUUAUGUAUUGUGCGCUUGUUUAGGAGGAACUCAAGUAUGAUUUUGUAAUGCAAGCGUCUUGGUGCUUCCAUGUUCAUGAGAUUCAGUAUGGUGGUAUGAUCUUGUUGUGCAUUAUGGUAGAGCUCUAGAGGAUCUUAUGUUUUCAGAGCGUUGCUCUUAGUUGAAAGGAAAAAAAAGAAAGAAAAAAAAUGAAUGGAGAGAUAACUGAAAGAUUGAGUGCUUGUGAGCUUUGGGUGUAAUUGGGGUUCUCUGUUGAGAAGGGUUGAGAGAGAAUGUGAGAUUACCUAUGAGCGAUUCAAAGAACUUUUUUUGUUUUUAGUUUUUACGAACUCUGUUAAAUCUUCUUUUGACUGUAGUGAAUUAUCGUCAUGGGCUGUGGACGUAACCCAAUUUGGGGUGAACCGCAUUAAAACCUUUCAUCUUAUUGACGGUGUU